AAGCAGUGCGCGACCAUUCUUCACGCUUACGCACGGGGUAUUUAUUUCUUUUACGCGCGCGGCGAAGACAAACUGGUCCAGUUUUGGGCCUGUUGACCAUUUGCUGUCUGUCACCUCUCUGUUGGUGGUAAUAAUGCUUCCAAGUCCGGUCAUAACUUCUUCCACCACGCCUUUUUCUGUGAAGGACAUUCUGAAGUUAGAGCUGCAGCAGCAAUCUCAGCAACACCAGCUCCAGUUUAUCUCCUGCUUCGGUCUCUCUGGUGCGCUCUCACAACCGGGACCUUUCCCAAACAAAUCGUUUCGCUCCCAUUCACCGCCCUCCUGCAUGCUGGCCGGCAGGGACAGUCCAAGUCCCAUCAGCUCCGGCCUCUCGGAGAACGAGGAGAGGAUGUCGUACCUCAACGCGCUGACUGUACAUGACCGACUGGCGGAGUCUGGUCUGCCGGUGGAGAUGUUCAGCAACCCGGCGCAGAGCCACUCUGCAGACCUCCGGCUGGAGACCGAGCAGGAGGACACCAAGAGCUGCGGUGCGUUGCGGGCUGAGUGUGAGGACGCAGACUCGGAGAAGACCGCUAAUAAACAGCAAAGGACCAGAAGGAAACCUCGCGUCCUUUUCUCCCAGGCUCAGGUGUUCGAGCUGGAGCGGCGGUUCAAGCAGCAGCGCUACUUGUCCGCCCCGGAGAGAGAGCACCUGGCCAGCUCGCUGAAACUCACCUCCACCCAGGUCAAGAUCUGGUUCCAGAACAGGAGGUACAAAUGCAAGAGGCAGCGGCAGGACAAGACUCUGGAGAUGGCAGGCCAUCACCAUCACCACCACCAUCCACCUCCGCCGCCCAGGAGGGUGGCUGUGCCGGUGCUGGUCCGGGACGGGAGGCCUUGUCUGACUGGAUCCCAAAACUAUAACACCUCUUACACAGUCGGAGCUCCAAACCCGUACAGCUACAAUGGCUAUCCGGCCUACAGCUACAACAACUCGGUGUAUACCAACACUUACUCUUGUACUUAUUCUAGUCUACCUGCUCUGCCGCCCAGUAACACCACUGCAAAUGCGUUGAUGAACAUGAAUUUGGGGAAUCUUGGAGCACAGACGCAAAGCCAGGCUCACCAAGGACCAGUGGUCACACCCUGUCAAGGAACUCUGCAGGGCAUCCGGGCAUGGUAGCGCAGUUUUUACGCACAAUCACAGCUAGAGGAGACUUCUCUGGGAUAGCUGAAUGGACUCAAGUCAACUAAUGCAAUGAAAGCACAUUUUAAAACUCUAAAGAAAAUACAUGGCUUCCAGGCGGGCCUUCAAGGAAACUCUAACCCGCUACAGUUGACUGAGAUACAAACUAUAUACAGAUUUUUUUUUUCAUCUCUGAGCCUCAAUGUUUAUAAAACGUAUUAAAACUGCUGUUGGAUAUUUGAUUGUUGGACUGAAUGUUUCCGAUAAGACUGUGCGUAAUUUGGCAUAUUGAGGAUCAAAAAGUAAUGUAUUAACAUUUCCAUAAAAACACACACAUGCUUUUAUCAAUAGCCUACAGAAUUAGAGUAAUUAUUGAUCCAAGUGGACCCAUUCAAUCGCCUUCCUCAUGCAGUUUUAUAAAGUAUUAUGUUGUUUAUUAUUUUUUAACAUGCAGAGUGACUUGUGUUUGGCCAGUAGCCUUUUCUAUGAAACAAAG
Molecule: messenger RNA, 1661 nt
Organism: Thunnus maccoyii (southern bluefin tuna)
Lineage: Eukaryota; Metazoa; Chordata; Actinopteri; Scombriformes; Scombridae
Gene: nkx2.3
Product: NK2 homeobox 3
Exons: 2
Coding region: 134-1162 (342 amino acids)
Biological process (GO): cell differentiation; regulation of transcription by RNA polymerase II
Cellular component (GO): nucleus
Molecular function (GO): RNA polymerase II cis-regulatory region sequence-specific DNA binding; DNA-binding transcription factor activity, RNA polymerase II-specific
Source: RefSeq, a predicted model, not a curated record